UUCUUGUUGCAAUGCAAGUACUCGAAUGUCGCUUGUGUCGACCAAAGUAGAUAUUAUUGUGAAUUGAGUUUUCUAAUGGCGAAAUUCAUUAAUGAAGCCUACACAACGAUUUGUAGUGAACGAACCUUGCAAACGAACGAUAAUGGCUUCUUCAUGGAUUUUGUGAAACUUAUCAAAAAACACGCAGGUGACUCAUGGAUUGAUAAUGAAUUUGGAAAGUUGAAAUCUGACAAAGAGAGAAUAAGAUGUAUUUAUCUCUCUGAAAGGACCCAAAAACCUAUCGUCAAUGUAUUAUCGAAUGUGCAAGAAGUUUUCAGAACAAAAAGUGCAGGAAUAUCACAAGGAAAAAGAUUAGAAGCUGAGAAAGCUUUUCAAAAAGGUGACUUGAGGUCUUCUUUGAUGCUUUAUAGCCAAAGUGUUUUGAGAUCACCAGAGACAAGUAUAAACAAUCACUUUGAUUCUGGAGGAACACUCUCGCUGGCAUUAUGGGGUCGUUCAGAAGUUCUGAUGGCACUAAAAGAAUAUUCAUUAGCAUUAAACGAUAUUCAAUCGGCUUUGAAAGAAAAUUUGCCAAACAUAUUCAAAGCCGAUGCCUUUUGGAGAAUGGGAAAAUGUUAUAAAGCAAUGGGAGAGAAAAUUAGAGCGACGGUAUCCUUUGAUCUGUGCGAGAAAUUACUAGAAAAUAACAAAAAACGUUUGGAGGAGUUGCAUAUUGACCGGGAAAUGAGCAUAACAGUUGAUUUGGCGACGAUAAAAAUAGGUGAGAAAGUUACUCCUUCGGUUGAAGGUGAAGUUCACGAAAUAUAUCCUUGCGCUUCGAGGAAAAUCCAAAUAAAUGAAUCAGAAAAACUAGGAAAACAUGCAGUGGCAAAUAAUAAUAUUCGUACCGGUGAAACACUAGUUGUGGAAUCGCCCUACGCGGCUUGCCUGUUGCCUGAAAUGUUUGGAACACAUUGCCACCAUUGCUUUGAAAGGUUGAAGGCCCCUGUAGGAUGUCCAGAUUGCGCAAAUGUGGCAUUCUGUUCAAUGGCUUGCAGAAAUAAAGCGGUUUGUUCGUAUCAUAAGUACGAAUGUAAAUUCUUGGACCUACUCAUUGGGUCUGGUAUGAGUAUUCUUUCACACACCGCGUUGAGGAUGAUAACACAAAAUGAACUGAGUACUUGUUUGGAAAUAUACAAAAACAAGUCAAGCGAAAGGGUGUAUUCCUUAUGUACUAAUGCAGAAAAACGGUGUGCUGAUGACUUUUUUCAAAGAACGUUAAUGGCGGUUUUUUUACUGAGAUGUCUUCAGAAAGCUGGAUAUUUCCGAACUAGUGGAAGGGAUGCCAUACCUUCUGAAGACGAAUUUUGCGUUGGCGAGUUAUUACUGUAUCAUUUGCAAAUGUUGCAGUUCAGUGCACACGAAAUAUAUGAAACUAGGAAAACGGCGGACUGUUGUUUCAAGGACUCUAGAACGAUAUCCAUUGGGGUUGGUAUCUAUCCAACUGUAGCUUUAUUCAAUCAUGAUUGCUACCCAGCAGUAACACGACAUUUUGUAGGAAAGGACAUAGUUAUCAAAGCGUCCAGACCUUUGAAGCGUAACGAGAUAAUAGCAGAAAAUUAUGGUCCAAUAUUCACAAGGAAAUGUCUUCAAGAACGUCAAAUAUGCCUGAAUUCGAGAUACUGGUUUCAGUGUCAGUGUAAUGCGUGUAUGUUCAAUUGGCCUACCAUAGAUGGGGGAUUGGACAAUUUCAGCAAAAGAGUGAAAUGUCCCACUGAAAGCUGUUCUUACUACUUCACGUUACCACUGCUGAAGGAUUCAGUGAAGUGUCCGAAAUGUAGCAAUGAAGUUACUUUAACCCAGCAAUAUCAGUCUUUGAAGUUGUGCGAAGAACAAUAUGAAAUUGGAUCCCAACUGAUGAAUGAAAAUCGACCAAAGGAAGCAAUUGCAAUUUUUUGCAAAGCAAUCGAUACUUUUCAUAGAAUCUCCUGUCCACCCCACAAGGAAACUCAUACAGCACAGGAAAAAUUACAGUUAUGUGUUGCAUCUUUCGGCAACGUUUCGGAAACACUUGUGAGGAGAAGCUGAUCAUAUCUAGAUUAUAGAAACAAAUAAAUGUUCAUAAUGGGGUGCUCCACGAAAUUAUCACUCAAAAUAUUGAAAUUUGAUCAUUUGAGGAUUAUAAUUUGAAAAAUGACUUUCGAUAUAUGAAUCAGUAUAAUUAUAAGUUGAGAAGUACAAGUACAGAAAUUUGUAUACUUUCAAUUUUUUUAGUGUCAAAUGAAUGUAUGGAAAAAAUAAAAAAAACAUAUGAAGGAA
Messenger RNA from Leptinotarsa decemlineata (Colorado potato beetle), 2298 nucleotides. RefSeq names its product SET and MYND domain-containing protein 4. Gene Ontology annotation, molecular function: histone deacetylase binding. Gene Ontology annotation, biological process: compound eye photoreceptor development. Gene Ontology annotation, cellular component: cytoplasm; nucleus. The record is from RefSeq and is a predicted model, not a curated record. NCBI's taxonomy places the organism in Eukaryota, Metazoa, Arthropoda, Insecta, Coleoptera, Chrysomelidae.